Heterobasidion irregulare TC 32-1 is the source of this 4776-nucleotide messenger RNA. RefSeq lists its product as uncharacterized. Gene Ontology annotation, molecular function: protein binding. The record is from RefSeq and is a predicted model, not a curated record. NCBI's taxonomy places the organism in Eukaryota, Fungi, Basidiomycota, Agaricomycetes, Russulales, Bondarzewiaceae. The transcript is spliced from 9 exons. Bases 1 to 4776 code for a protein of 1591 amino acids.
AUGGCUGACAAUAGCUGCGUUCAAGAAGACACGUUAGAACCACUAUCCCGACCAGGAACCCCCAAUUCUUCGGUCACGCAAUAUAUGAAAUCUGUUGGGGGAUUCACCGAUCUCCCUGACGAUGCGAACAAUCAAGCUGAUAGUGUUGAAGCAGACGAGAUCGACGAGCAUGCAGCCUCUAUUGUGAGGCAAUGCAAGGAAGAAAGUCAGUUAUCGUCCCUUGAGACUGCUCUGUAUCUCCUCCGCAACGUCUGUGACCGUUGUCCUACGAGUCAUCCACAUCGGAGAUUCUCCCUGAACAACCUCGUCUUGUCGUUGGCGACCAAAUUCGUUUGGACAGGUGAAGGUGCGGCUUUGGAUGAAGCGUUGGUGGUGCUGAACGAAUUGGGCUCGGAGUCGGGUGGUGCGAAGCGUAUAGCAGACGAGCACGUUCCCCAAGAGUUUGAGCAAAACGCAGAUUUAGAGAGCAAAGACUCAUUAUUGAACAUGAUCAACUUCGCUCUUGCUACUGUGCUUGAAUUCUGUCAGGCGGCACUGCUCUUAGAUAUUAACACUGCCAUAUCUCUCUUCCGCCAGGCUAUUCGAAUGCGGGAACCAUCGGAUGUCAAAAGCUUCGGGUCGAUGUCUCACCUUGCCGAUGCCCUCCUGAUGGCAAGACUUUCGGCUGCACUCAUUAUGAGGUUCUGUCUAAAGGGUCAGAGCGAUGAUUUGACCUCCGCGAUCCAGUUACGUGCUCAAGAACCCGGUCAAUAUAUUCGGGAUAUAGAUGGAUACCGUCUGGCUGCGCAGGGUUCGACUCUUUUCGAGCGAUUUCGAUCAUCGGGGGAUAUAGCAGACCUUGAUGCCGCUAUCGAGCGUCUACGGCAGGCUUUUUGCAUGGUGGACGCAGAACAUGCCCAGCGUUUCAUGGUACACGGAAGUCUGGCGAGCGCUCUCUCUGUUCGAUUUGGCCAGACUGGACGUGAUAUUGACCUCCAGGAAUCCAUAGCCUUAAGGGAAGGGAUUUUGAAGAUUCUACCCACCACCCAUCCUGACCGUUCUAGCGCGCUGAACGACCUCGCAAAUGAGCUUCGGUCGCGAUUCGAGCAUCAAGGCCAGGUGUACGAUCUGGAGGAAGCCAUCAGGCGGCAUCGUGAAGCCCUCACACUCCGCCCGUCCCCACAUGCAGGUCGUCCUGGCUCGUUGAACAACCUCGCAGGUGCAAUCUUUAGACGGUUUGAGCAGAAGGGGCAAAUUGACGAUUUAGAGGAGGCUAUUGUCCUUCUCCGUGAAGCUCUCGCAUCCCAUCUUCCCUCGCACCCUGAACGAUCAACAUCGUUGGACAAUCUUGCCAUCGCACUUUUGACCCGAUUCAAGCAGAUACAGCAGACGGAGGACCUGCAAGAGGCUAUUUCCCUUCAUCGUGAAGCUUUGACACUCCGCCCUGCCACACAUUCUGGCCGUUGUGUCUCGUUGAACAACCUUGCAAGUGCACUUUUCAGCCAAUUCGAACAGAAUGGGUGUGUGGAUAAUCUCGAGGAAGCUAUUCUGCUCUUCCGUGAAGCUCUCACACUCUACCGUGCCUUACAUCUCGAUCAUUCGACGGCGUUGAACAAUCUCGUAAAUGCGCUCCGGACACGGUGUGAGCUGAAAGGGCAAAUGAAUGACCUCGAGGAGGCCAUUUUGCUUAUUCGUGAAGCGCUCACAUUCCACCCUUCCCCACAUCGCGAUCGUUCAACGUCACUCAUCAACCUCGCCAAUGUACUCCGGACGCGAUUUGAACAGAAAGGACAGGUAGAUGACCUUGAGGAGGCCAUUCUGUUGAAUCGUGAAGCCCUCUCACUCUUGCCUGCCCCACAUCCCGAUCGUUCCAUGUCAUUGAACAACCUCGCGGGUGCACUUUCAAGGCGAUUUGAUCGGAAUGGGCAGAUGAAUGACCUCGAGGAGGCGAUCUCGCUUCAUCGUGAAGCGCUCACACUCCGCCCCGCUCCACAUCCUGAUCAUCCAAUGUCAUUGAACAACCUUGCAGGUGUACUUUCGACUAGAUUCGGGCAGAAUGGGCAGAUGGAUGACCUCGAAGAGGCCAUUCUACUGAAUCGUAAAGCCCUCGUACUGCACCCUGCCCCACAUCUCUCCCGUUUCAACUCCUUGAACAGUCUCGCAAAUACGCUCCGGACGCGAUUCGAGCAGAAAGGGCAGGUUGAUGAUCUCGAGGAGGCAAUCUUGCAUCACCGUGAAGCCCUUACACUUUGCCCUGUCCCACAUCCAGAUCGUUCAACAUCGUUGAACAAUCUCGCGGGUGCACUUUCGACUCGAUGCGAGCAAAAAGGACCGAUGGAUGAUCUCGAGGAAGCCAUUUCACUCCAUCGUGAAGCCCUCGCACUCCGCCCUGUCCCACAUCCUCACCGUUCAACUUCAUUGAAUAAUCUCGCAAAUGUACUCUGGAUACGAUUCGAGCGGAAGGGGCCGAUGGAUGACCUCGAACAAGCCAUUUUACUUCUCCGUGAAGCCCUCACACUCUGCCCAGCACCACAUCCUGAUCGUUUCCUCUCGCUAGACGGCCUUGCAAGGGCACUCUCGACUCGAUUCAUGCAGAAAGGGCAUGCCGGUGACCUUGAGGAGGCCAUUUUACUUCACCGCGAGGCCCUCAUACUCUGCCCUACUUCACACCCCCGUCGAUCUGCUCCUUUGAGCCACCUCGCAAACGCACUUUCGACGUCAUUCAAGCAGAACGGGGAGGUAGACGACAUCGAGGAGGCAAUCUCGUUACGACGAGAACUACUCAUGCAUCUACCUUCAUCGCAUCCUCGUCGGUGGUUGGGUUUGAGCGGGCUCGCAUCUUCACUCUGUGAAAAGGUUGGCUUCAGCGAUACGUCUAUGGAUAUGUUCCGUGCCGCCGUCGGUCACGAAACAGGAUCUGUGAGAGAUCGCUCGAAAGCCGCUCAAUUGUGGGCGAUGUAUGCUGAUGAUGCGAACCACCCGUCUGCCUUGGAGGCAUACCAGGAUGCUAUUCAACUCUUGCCUCAGGUUGCGAUGCUUGCUUCCGACGCAAACUCACGUCAUCAGCUGCUUGCUGAUCGGCAUCUUGGGAGCCGUUUACUCUCGACGAAUGCUGCAGCUUGCGCCAUCCGAUUGAACGAGCUUGACCUAGCUGUUGAGAUGCUCGAAGAGGGCAGAUCUAUAUUUUGGUCUCAGGCACUGCAGCUUCGGACCCCGCUUGACGACCUCCGCUAUGCCUACCCUGAAUUGGCGCAAAAACUACAUGAGAUCUUCACGACACUUGAGCGCAGCUCGUUCCGUGAGGGCUCAGAUGUAAUACGGACUGACGUAGAAGCAGUGACCGCAAUGGAGGCAGAAGCAGCACGUUUUCGUCAGCUGAAUGAGGCCCGAUUGGCGAUACUGAAAGAAGUUCGGGCCUUGAAAGGCUUCGCAGACUUUCUACGUCCGAAGAAGCUGAACACGCUGAAGAAAGCGGCGGUUCAUGGUCCCGUCGUUCUCCUCAAUGCGUCCAAGUCUUCUUGCGAUGCCUUGAUCGUCACAUUGGCAGGUGUAGAGCAUGUCCCACUUUCUCCUCAGUUGACGGGGCAACAAGUAUCACUCCUCGCGAGCUCUGUAUUGAGUUCCGUGAGCAACUUCAACGCUUUCACGAAUAGCUACAAGACCUCCUUCGAAAGCCUCCUCGAAAGCACCCAAGCCACCCGUGAUGUUCCACAAGAUCGGCAUCUUGGGAGACGUCAGAAGGUUCCUCUUCAAACUGUCAACGAUGUCCUUCGCGGUGUUCUUGCAGUGCUCUGGAAGCUUGUGGUCCAUCCUGUAAUACGUCAUUUGAAACUCGAGAAGUCAGAGUCGCCUACGCGCUUGUGGUGGUGCCCAACCGGUCUAUUCUCUGUCCUUCCGCUUCAUGCAGCUGGCAUCUAUCCGUCUGACUCGCAUACGGGAGCUGUUGAUGAUGCAUCAGACUACAUGGUCUCAUCGUACACGCCUACAUUGAACUCUCUUCUCAUCUCCCCGCCUGUCACGAGUAUGGAUUCGUUCAAGAUGCUGGUUACCAUACAGCCAGAAACCAAAGGUCAGGUCGUAUUGACUCAAACUCGUGAAGAAAUGCGUCAAAUCGAGCGACACGUGCCGGCCUCUUCUCUCAUCAAGCUGGGUGUGGACGGCUCUGAGUUAUCCAAAGUCGACACGGUGCUCGCGCAUCUGUCCCAUGCUUCCAUCGCUCAUUUCGCGUGCCACGGCGUCCAAAAUUUAGCGAAUCCCUUGGAAAGUGCGCUUCUCCUGGAUGGUCAAUUGAAGGUCUCCACGAUCAUGGCACAAUCCCUGCCAAAAGCCUCUUUGGCUUUUCUCAGCGCAUGCGAGACAGCAAAAGGUACUGUCGAACUUCCUGAUGAAGCCAUGCAUCUUGCAGGGACAAUGCUGUUCUCCGGAUUUCGCAGCGUAGUUGCUACCAAAUGGUCUAUUUAUGACGACGAUGGUCCUAAAAUUGCGGAUGAGUUCUAUGGCUAUCUUUUCAAAAAUCACGAAGACGGCUCGCCCCCCGACACGACAGAAUCUGCUCGAGCACUUCACCUCGCGGUCAAGAAGCUGCGCGCCCAGUACAGCGACCAUUCGACUGCGCAGAUCGCGCAGGACACAAGCAUCAGGGUUCCACAUCGAGCGUGGCUGGGUCGGCUGCGCCCCCUCCACCCGUCCCGUCAUCUCGCCCUGCGCCUCCACCUUCCCAAUUGGCGCCUCCCCCUGCAGCACCUGCGCCUUCUCUGCCUCCUGUUUGAUCCUCACAAGUCCUCCGCCCCCUUCUAA